UCCUUGUGUGACUACUGGAAUAAGCGGCUGCGCUGAGGACCAGGUGACAGCCACAUUCCAUGCAGAGCCCCCCUUCCCCGACGCGCCUCCCCCUUACGCCCCCCCCCGCCCUGUGGCACGGGGGCUCAGCCUGGGAGAGCGGCCACACAGCGUCACUGUGUGGGUGGGCCUCAUGGGGGCCAGCCUGGGGGCUGUCAUCUCUCAGCGGUGGGGGCAGGGGCCUCAGGGCGCAGGGCGGGCGGUCCAGGGCGUCGGGCCGCGCCGCCCCCUCCCGGCCUCAUACCUUGCCCACAGCCGAGCAGCUGGGAGGCUAUUUAUAAAGGCGGGUGAGAUCAGCGGCCGAGGCUAUAAAUGUGAGGGCCGCGGCCGGGCCCAGAGAGCAGCCGCCCGGGGCGCUGGAGCUGCGAGCCGGGCCACGAUGAGCGCCAGCGCCGGCGGCGGUGGGGACUGCGGCGGCAGCAGCAGCAGCUCGCCGGCCUCCGCGUCCGCUGGGGCCGCGUCGGCGCCGCCGAUGCUGCAGGGUCCCCUGGGCUCCGACGAUGAGGAGCAGGAGGACCCCAAGGACUACUGCAAGGGCGGCUACUACCCCGUGAAGAUCGGAGACCUGUUCAAUGGGAGGUACCACGUGGUGCGCAAGCUGGGCUGGGGCCACUUCUCCACCGUCUGGCUGUGCUGGGACAUCCAGCGCAAGCGCUUGGUGGCCCUGAAAGUGGUGAAGAGUGGCGGGCACUACACGGAGACAGCUGUGGAUGAGAUCAAGCUCCUGAAAUGUGUCCGAGACAGUGACCCAAGUGACCCUAAAAGAGAGACCAUUGUCCAGCUCAUCGAUGACUUCAAGAUCUCGGGGGUUAAUGGGGAUGCCCAGGGACACUGGGAUGGCAGGGCUGGUGACCUCCAGGACCAUCCAGUCUGCCCUGCUGCCCCCCUGCACUGCCCAGCCGUGUGCCCGCCCACUUGCCCUUCACUCCCUGCCCCAGAUGUCUGCAUGGUGCUGGAGGUCCUGGGCCACCAGCUGCUCAAGUGGAUCAUCAAGUCCAACUACCAGGGCCUACCAGUACCCUGUGUGAAGAGCAUCGUGCGGCAGGUGCUGCAUGGCUUGGACUACCUGCACACCAAGUGCAAAAUAAUCCACACGGACAUCAAGCCUGAGAACAUCCUUCUGUGCGUGGGGGAUGCCUACAUCCGCCGCCUGGCCACUGAGGCCACCGAGUGGCAGCAGUCUGGGGCGCCACCCCCAUCCCGCUCCACAGUCAGCACAGCCCCCGAGGAGGUCAUGCAGGUGGGGAAACUGUCCAAGAACAAGAAGAAGAAGCUGCGUCGCAAGCGGAGGCAGCAGAAGCUGCUGCUGGAGGAGCGGCUGCGAGACCUGCGGCAGCUGGAUGCCAUGGAUGAGGCAGCGGCGGCAGCGGAGGCCCGGGCUGAGGAUGCUGGCUCCACCUCUUCUUCGGGCUGCCACCCUGGGGGGGCGCAGGGCGGCCGCUCACCAGCGUCAUCGCCCGGGCCUGGUGGGGAGCGCAGCCCCAGCCCCGGCUCGCAAACCUCGGGCUUCUCGGGCUCCCUCUUUUCGGCCGCCUCAUGCUCAGUGCUGUCCAGCGCGUCCAACCAGCGGGAGGCAGGGGGCCUCCUUUCUCCCAGCACACCAUUUGGGGCCUCGAACCUCCUGGUGAACCCCCUAGAACCCCAGAACGCAGACAAGAUCAAGAUCAAGAUUGCGGACCUGGGCAAUGCCUGCUGGGUGCACAAGCACUUCACGGAGGAUAUCCAGACGAGGCAGUACCGGGCUGUGGAGGUGCUGAUUGGCGCUGAGUAUGGGCCCCCGGCCGACAUCUGGAGUACGGCGUGCAUGGCCUUCGAGCUGGCCACCGGUGACUACUUGUUCGAGCCCCACUCUGGAGAAGACUACAGUCGAGAUGAGGACCACAUCGCCCACAUCGUGGAGCUCCUCGGAGACAUCCCCCCAGCCUUUGCCCUCUCAGGCCGCUAUUCUCGAGAGUUCUUCAACCGCCGAGGGGAGUUGCGGCACAUCCACAACCUCAAGCAUUGGGGUCUGUAUGAAGUGCUUAUGGAGAAGUAUGAGUGGCCUCUGGAGCAGGCCACGCAGUUCAGCGCCUUCCUGCUGCCCAUGAUGGAGUACAUCCCUGAGAAGCGUGCCAGUGCCGCCGACUGCCUGCAGCACCCAUGGCUCAACCCCUAGGCCGGGGAGGGGUACCAGAGGAGCUCUCCACCGCCGCCUGCAGCGCGCACCCCGCAGCCCCCAGCCCAGCCCGCCCCACCGCACCAGCUCUGCUCCCACACGGGUUUGUGCUAAAAUAAAGGCCGCAGCUGACAAGCA
Sorex araneus (European shrew) is the source of this 2332-nucleotide messenger RNA. RefSeq names its product SRSF protein kinase 3 (gene SRPK3). Lineage: Eukaryota; Metazoa; Chordata; Mammalia; Eulipotyphla; Soricidae. The record is from RefSeq and is a predicted model, not a curated record. Bases 173 to 2194 code for a protein of 673 amino acids. The transcript has 15 exons. Gene Ontology annotation, molecular function: ATP binding; protein kinase activity. Gene Ontology annotation, biological process: spliceosomal complex assembly; regulation of mRNA processing; protein phosphorylation.